AUGCAAGUAACUACAUCGCAAAACAAUAUAGCGAACAUCACACCACCUACCACGCCGUGCAUUGCACCAAAAACUACACCAAAUAACAUGUCAUCUGUUGUUAUCAGGCAACCACGCUGUCUGCUGUUUCAACCACGCCACCUACCACGCCGCCUGCCAUUUCAACCACGCCGCCUGCUGCUACAACCACGCCGCCUACUGCAACCACGUCACAUGCUGCUAUUACCACACUGCCUGCUACCCUAUAUUGCAUGCUGCUCCUACUUGCCUGCUAUCCCUACACCGCCUGCUACCUCUACACUACCUGCUACCCUUACACUGCCUGCUACUACCACACCACAUUUAGACAAACUAUUGCAAAUUAUAAAUGAACUCAGAGACAAUCAAAUGAUGGAUAUUGAUGAUAUGUCAAAUAUUAGGUAG
Dentiscutata erythropus is the source of this 423-nucleotide messenger RNA. The record is from the annotation of a GenBank genome assembly. NCBI's taxonomy places the organism in Eukaryota, Fungi, Glomeromycota, Glomeromycetes, Diversisporales, Gigasporaceae.